Messenger RNA from Lottia gigantea (owl limpet), 2141 nucleotides. RefSeq lists its product as hypothetical. The record is from RefSeq and is a predicted model, not a curated record. The transcript has 4 exons. Gene Ontology annotation, biological process: N-acetylglucosamine metabolic process; sulfur compound metabolic process. Gene Ontology annotation, molecular function: N-acetylglucosamine 6-O-sulfotransferase activity. The coding region runs from base 520 to 1731 and encodes 403 amino acids. NCBI's taxonomy places the organism in Eukaryota, Metazoa, Mollusca, Gastropoda, Lottiidae.
AGCAAUAUGCAUCAUUUUUCAGACUGAAAAUCGGACUUACAGCUAGCCUUCAAUUAAAUGAAAAGUAGCGCAUACAUGUACAUUGUAGAGUCGAUAGUUGGUUAUUAUUUCCAGCCUCCAGCUCCUCAUUAAUUAUAGUUAACUAGAUGUGUAAAAUUCGGUGAAAUAGUGCAAUUUAUUUGUUUGUCAUAUAACUUGUGUUGCAUUUAACUGACAAAUGAAUGAAAGCUGUUUACAGUGAUCGGAUAACAAGAUCUGUAUUAUUCGUGUGGAUAUUAUGUUCUUUAUAGUAGUAUCCAUACGUUUUAUGGAUAACAAGUAAUGCAUAAUGCUCACGGCGUUGCGAUAUGAUACCAUUAGUCGUCUGUUUUAAACGUGGCAAAUUGUACAAUGGUUAUCGUUACAUUAGUAAAUUGUGGAAGUUCCCGAAUUAUCCAGAUAACUUUCCAAAUUGGAUUAAAAUAUGAUUUUUAUUCGUCUAACCAGUGACACUAUGUGUUCUUAGUAUCUAUUACCGAAAUGCUAACCAUGAGAGGAACUAGUCUGUUGAGGAGAUUUUAUAACCACCGUUGCUUUAUGGUUGUAUCUAUAUCCGGUUUACUCAUUUACAUUUUGAUUGGAAUUUUCAUGAAGUUUCAAAUCAAUCAGCAAUCUAAACCUAUUAAUUCAAAUAGUAAACAAUCUACAUUGUCAUCUACAGUGUUGCAGCCAGUAUUGAAUAUGAACGUGAAUCAGCACGAGAAGAAGGGGAGCAAGGUGAUAAUAGCGGCCUAUAUGAGAAGUGGAUCAAGUAUUACAGCUAGGAUACUAGAAGAAAACCCCGACACAUUCUAUGUGUUUGAACCUUUAUUAACGGUGGCCACAAUGAGGAAAUAUUUUCUAACGGCAGUUUACAGUGAUCAACCAAUGCAAAUAAUGAGAAGAGGGGACGACAAUAUGGAAAAGAUUUUAGAUAGUUUUUUAAACUGUAAUUUACAUGAGAUCAAUUUGGAAACAUUAGCUCAGUUUCAUAUGGAUAAAAGUUCGUCAACUAGAGAGUUUUACUACUGUAGCCAUACUACCAGAGCUUCACGAUGGCGACCUGACUGUUUUUAUCCUUUGCUUGGUGCGUGUUUGUCUAAAAAAUACAGUGUGAUUAAGACAAUACGAAUGAAGAUUGCAUCUCUUGAAAAUCUUUUAGUCAAAGAUCCUUUAAUCAAACUCGUUCACUUGAUAAGAGAUCCUCGGGCGGUGGCCGCGUCUCAGAUAACAUCCUGGUCAGUAAAAUCUAUAAACCAAAACCGGAUAGACGCCGAGAUGAAACAAACAGUAACACUGUGUAGGACGAUGCUCGAGAAUAUCCGGGCGAGUGAAAUCUUGUUUCAGAAAUUCCCUAAUAGAGUGAGAGUCUUAGUUUUUGAAAAGUUUGCUUAUAACCCGAUUGAAACAACCAAGAUACUAUAUGAUUUUGUUGGUUUCAAUUUUACCUAUAAGAUAGCUCGGUUUGUUGACUCGGUGACUCGGGCCGGAAGUCCUACCCCUUGUCCUUUAUGUACCAGCCAGGGAAGUUCAUACCACACCUCACAAAAAUGGCGAACAUUUUUCAACAUUGAACAAGUUCGUAGAUUUGAUGAACAUUGCUCAGAAGUGUUCCAAAGAGUCGGAUUCACGAGGUUUCAAACACAAGAUGAUUUAGUGAAUUUUAACAUCAUGUCCUGGCAAUAUCUUAAUCAACCUGAAUAUAUUGUUUAAUUAACUAAAAUUAGAAUUUAAAUUGUGUUUAAAAAGGUAUCACCACUGUUUAUUUAGCACCAAAUUGCUGAAAUGAAAUAUUUAAACAAACAAAAUGAUAAUUCAAAUAUAGCAGUAUGUACAGUAAAUAUGGACAGCUUUUAGAAAAAAUCAACAACAAAUGGUCUUAUGAGUCCGCAUAUUUCGUUAAAAUGUCGCUACCUUUAUAGCAAGUACCAGAUGUUCAAUGAACAUGUUCAAAAGCGAUAAUAGCAGUGUAUCAGUGAUCAAUUUACUCAUAUCCACGAAAUCCAUUGAUAUCCAUACAACUGUCAACGAGACAAAAUGGUUUUCAAUUGAUGAGUAAGUAUAUUGUUUUAUUUUGUUAUAAUAUGUAAUAAUAUUUAUGGUAAUAAAUACUAAUUGUAUUU